Molecule: messenger RNA, 3165 nt
Organism: Rotaria sp. Silwood2
Lineage: Eukaryota; Metazoa; Rotifera; Eurotatoria; Philodinida; Philodinidae
Source: the annotation of a GenBank genome assembly
AUGUUUUAUUUGGUGUUUACAAUACCAAAAGAAUCAAUACAUAUUAUGGAAGAUUUACCAAUUGGUACAUCAAUAUAUACAUUUUCAACAGAUGGUUGUAAAACAAUAAAUAAUGCUGGUACAUAUCGUUUUGUUGAUAGUCAAAAAAAUUCAAAUGAUUUUUUUCUUAUUGAUCCAUAUACGGGACGUAUAACAACAAAAAAAUUAAUUGAUCGUGAUGAUUUUUGUCUUCGUCGUAUGUGUUCAUGUUCAAAAUGUGAAAUAAUACUUGAAGUUUUAUGUGUUAAUAUGGGAAAAAUAUUUUUUAAUGAUUUAUCUAUUAUUAUUGAUGAUCGUAAUGAUCAUUCGCCACAAUUUUCAAAAUCUUCAAUAAUAAUUGAUAUUUUAGAAAAUGUACCUAUUGGUUAUUUAAUACCAAUUGAUAUUGCUAUUGAUCUUGAUUAUGGAAAUAAUUCAAUUCAAGGUUAUACUCUUUUAGAAGAUAAUUCAACAAAUAAGAUUCUUAAUGCAUUUCAAAUUGAAUACACAAAAAAAAAUGAUUUACUUGCUUUACGUCUUAUUAAAAUACUCGAUCGAGAAUUAUAUCAUUCUUUAGAAUAUAUUAUACAAGCAUAUGAUGGUGGACAACCACAAGCACUUAUAAGUCGUUUAAAUAUUUAUAUAAAUAUUCUUGAUGUCAAUGAUAUGUCACCAAUAUUUGAUCGUUCAGAAAUAAAUGUACUUUUAAGUGAAUCAACAUCAAUUGGUACAUUUAUUGCACGUGUACAUGCAUUUGAUGGAGAUGCUGGUCUUAAUGGUCUUAUUUAUUAUACAAUUGUCUCAUUAGAUCCACCAUCAAAUGGAACAUUUAUAUUAUCAAAAGAAACAGGAGAAAUACAUCUCGGUAAAUCUCUUGAUUAUGAAAAAGAAAAAUCAUAUCGAAUAAAAAUAAAAGCACAAGAUAAUGGACCACAACAAGUUUCAAUACCAGCAUUUGCUAUGAUUUAUAUUGAUAUAAAAGAUGAAAAUGAUAAUUAUCCAUUAAUUACACCAACAUUUAAUGAUGAUAGAAUUUCAGGUGUUGAACAUAUAUUAAACAGUAGUAUAAUUACAAUUCGUGAAAAUCUUUUAAAUGGAACAUUUUUAGGUCAUAUCUCAAUCAGUGAUCUCGAUAGUGAUAACAAUGGUCUAGUAAGUUGGUCACUUGAGAGUAAUGGAUCAAUUUCUAUUAAAGAGUUAUUUAAUAACGAAGCUUUUCUCAUGUUUACUGCACGCAUAUUUGAUCGUGAAGAACAAUCACAAUAUGAUAUUCGUCUUAAAGCACAUGAUCAUGGUAUUCAAUCACUUACAAGUAUAUUAAAUUUUACUUUAAUAAUUUUGGAUGAAAAUGAUAAUGCACCAAUAUUUGAUAAAGAAUUUUAUUCAAUUAAUAUAACAGAAACAAUUUCAAUAGAUACAAUUAUUCUUCAUUUUCAUGCUACAGAUGCCGAUGAAGAAAAUACAUUAAAUAGUAAAAUUGAAUAUCAAUUAAGUAAUGAAACAAUAUUUUCAUUAAACUCAUCUACAGGCGAAUUACGUCUAAUUGGUAAACUUGAUCGAGAAGAACAAUCUAGUUAUGAAUUUGAUAUUAUUGCAUCUGAUCAUGGGCAACCUCAACCUUUAUCAUCGACAGUUCGUUGUAUAAUCAACUUAAUUGACAUAAAUGACAAUUAUCCGAUAUUUGAUUUAUCAGAAUAUGUAUUUGAAAUACCUGAAACAUGGUCUAAUCUUUCACCGAUCGGUCAUGUUCAUGCAACGGAUGCUGAUGAGAACUAUGGUGAAUUAACUUAUAAAUUAGUAUAUAAUGAUAUGACAAUGACAAAUGAAUGGCCAUUUGAAUUGACAACAAAUGGCACAUUAUAUCUAAAGGGUGCAUCUGUUGAUAUUGAUUAUGAACGUUGUUCAAUCUAUCAAUUUUUAAUACUAGCUAUUGAUAAUGAUGAUCUUAAUACAAGUGUACCUGUAACUAUUCAUAUUUUAAAUCGUAAUGAUUUUUGUCCUGAAUUAAUUAAUAAUUCAACAGCUUUAUUUUUUAAUAUUGAUCUUUGGUUUAAUAAUUCAAAUGAAAAUUUUAAUCAAUAUUAUUUAGAAUUAUUCGAUGGUGAUAAUGAUACAUGUACAAUUGAAUUACUUAAUUUUAAUGAUAUAUUUAAAAUUGAAUUCAUUCAACGUAAUCAAUUUAUAUUAUAUGCACAUAUAUUACCUGAACGUGAAUAUUAUAUAUUACAAUUUCGUCUUCGUGAUCUUAUAAAUGAAACUAUUGAUCAAUCAUGUAUUCGAUAUGUUCAAUUAGUUUUAACAAUUGGUACAAAUGAAACAAAUCAAACAGUAGCUAUUGAUACAGCACGUGAAUAUUUAGAAGCACUUUAUUUAAUAUCUCGACGUUCAUAUUCAUAUUUUAAUUUAACAUUACUUAAUGUUAUAUUUGUUAUUAUUUUAUUAUCAAUUGCAAUUAUUAUUAGUUUAAUUUCAAUUAGAGUUAUUUAUCUUUCAUCAAGUUCAUGUCAUCAACGAAAAUUACGAAAAAAUAGAAAUGAUUCGCAUACACUAUAUCGUCUUCAAGGUCCAACUGAAACUCAAUUACCUUUACUUGAUAAUGGACCAGGUGAAAUAUCAUUAACAUCAUCAUUGAAUAUUACGGGAAAUAGCAAAUCAUCUCAAGAUGAAAAUGUCAAUCAUUCGCUUGAAAAUGAUGAACAACAGCAGCAACUUUUAUAUCAAUUAGAUUCAAAGUCUUCAUCAAUAGUAAAAAUAUCAAAUGAAUAUAAAACAUUUACAUUAAAUUCAAAUCAUAAUACAUAUGAUAUUCUGAGUGAUAAUCGUCAUUCAGAUAUUUCUCGAACAUUAUCAUAUCCUCAUGUACGUGAUAGUGGUUAUGAAACAACAUCAUCAAAUAUAGAUCAGCAACGUUUUCUUUUACCCGCAAGUCCAACUAAUGUUAGUUCCUCAACCGAUAAUCAAUUAAUAGCUGUUACGUAUUUUUCAUCAUCAAUACCAACUCAUCAAGAUUUAUCAUUAUCAUCUCCAAAUAGUGUAUCGCGAACCUUGAAAACAUUUGCACAUAUGCCUACGGCGAACAUUACAGGAAAUGAAUCAUCUACAAUGAUGAUGGCUCGGCUUGCUGAACAGGAAAUUAUUGAAGUUUAA